This is a messenger RNA of Coffea eugenioides, 3147 nucleotides long. Its product is annotated as putative pentatricopeptide repeat-containing protein At5g06400, mitochondrial. The transcript has a single exon. The record is from RefSeq and is a predicted model, not a curated record. Bases 1 to 3147 code for a protein of 1048 amino acids. Gene Ontology annotation, molecular function: protein binding. NCBI's taxonomy places the organism in Eukaryota, Viridiplantae, Streptophyta, Magnoliopsida, Gentianales, Rubiaceae.
AUGAGGUGCAUACUCAGGUUCCUAUUACAUCCAAAAUCCGUAAACGAUCAACUCUGCACUCAGGUCUCAAAAUUCCAAAAGUGCACUUUUUCAGUUAUCUCCAAAUCCAACAGUGCAGAUAAAUCUCCGGAACACCCCAUUAUUGCCCAAAGAAACGACCGGAAGUUAGGCCCGCUCUUUAAUGAAAUCCUGGCCAUUUUGGGAGCUGAAAAUGAAAUAACAGAUCAAAAUCCAACGGGGUUUUCGAGUGCAGAAGUAACGGACCUGAAAAGAGAUGCUGUAGGAGCACGGCCGUCACAGGGCCUGCAAGAUAUUUGUUUAAAUUCGCAAAAGAGAGUAGAACACCAAGACGAAAGUUUACUGGUUUCCGAGAAUACAGUAACGGAAGUUUCGGAUGGAAUUGAUGUCAGUCCCAUGGUCCAUAAGGUUACUGAGAUUGUUAGAGGUGAAAAUAGGUCCAAAUCAAUGGAGGAAAAGUUGGAAGAAGCCGGUUUUGAGUAUAAUGUGGAAAUUGUUGAAAACGUUCUGAAGAGAUGCUUUAAAGUUCCUCAAUUGGCUUUGAGGUUCUUUAAUUGGGUAACUUUGAAAGCAGGGUUUCGUCCCUCAACUGAGACAUACAAUAUAAUGAUCUACAUUGCGGGGGAAGCGAAGGACCUUCGUUCGGCUGAUGUAUUACUAGAGGAAAUGGAGAAGAAUUCAUGUCAGAAAGAUAUUAAAACGUGGACUAUUCUCAUAGAUCAGUAUGGGAAGGCGAAGUUGAUCAGCAAAGCUUUGUUGACCUUUGAGAAGAUGAAGAAAUCUGGUCUCCAACCAGAUGUGAUGGCUUAUAAGGUUAUGUUGCUAAACAUUUGUAAAGCUGGGAAAGGGGACAUUGCGUUGGAGUUUUACAAGGAGAUGAUCCAUGGAAAUAUGAGAGUGAGCUCGGGUUUGUAUCAACAACUACUUAAAUGCUUAGCAUGCUCCGGGCAUGUUGAUGCUGUUUAUGCUGUUGGUGAUGACAUGAUAAAAGUUUCGGAGAUUCCUGAACACGUCAUUUAUGGUUUCAUGCUGAAGAGUUUCUGCAUUGCUGGACGCAUUAGGGAAGCCUUAGAAUUGAUCCGCACCUUCAAGGAUAAAAGUGCAAGCCUUGGAUCUGAAAACAUCAACACUUUGGUCAAAGGAUUGUGUAGGGCAGAUAGAAUUGCUGAUGCUUUGGAAAUUGUGGAUAUUAUGAAGAAAAAGAACUCUGUCGAUGAGGAAAUGUAUGGAAUCAUCAUUAAUGGUUACUUGAGAAAAAAUGAUGUUUCUAAGGCAUUUGAUACUUUUGAGAACAUGAAAGUUUCAGGAUGUUCACCCACUGUGUCUACCUACACUAAUCUGAUGCAACAUCUGAUCCGCAUGAAAGAGUUUCAGAAAGCCAUGGAACUUUAUAAUGAAGUGAUGGAUGUUGGUGUACAAUUGGAUAGCGUAGCAACAACAGCAAUAGUUGCAGGGUAUAUUAGUCAAAACCGCAUUUCUGAUGCGUGGCAAGUGCUUAACAAUAUGUUGGAGAAUGGGGUCAGACUGACUAAAAGGUCUUACUCAAUAUUCAUCAAGGAGCUUUGUAAAGUUUCUGCAACAGAUGAGAUUGUCAAUAUGUUGAUCCAGAUGCAGGCUUCACAGGUUAAAAUAGGAAAUGAUAUCUUUCAGUUUGUUAUACUUUAUAUGAUGAAAAAGGGAGAGAUGGAUAAGGUAAAAAAUCUAAAGCAGAUGCAGAAAAGCUGCAACAUUUUUUCCAAAGAAGAGGACUCACCUACUGCUGAUAUAGCGACUCAACCAGAAUCAAAUGCAAAGUUAAAUUUCAAACAACUAGAGCAACAAUGUUUAGAUUGUAAUGUGGUGGAGUCAACAUCAAGUUCCUAUAACCAAGAUGAUUUGCAUGAAGUUAACCGAAUCUUGUCAUCCUCAAAGGAUUGGUGGUCUCUUCAAGACAAAUUGGAGAAACGUGCUAUACAGUUCACCCCAGAACUUGUGGUGGAUACUUUGCGAAAGUGCAGCUUGCAUGGUGGUGCCGCACUACGAUUUUUCUCAUGGGUUGCAAAGCAAAGUGGUUAUAGACACAAUACUGAGGCCUACAACAUGGCUAUUAAACUCUCAGGUCAAGUAAAGGAUUUUAAACGCAUGAGAAGUCUCUUCCACGAAAUGAGGAGAAAUGGCUACUCAAUAACAUCUGAUACAUGGACAAUCAUGAUAAUGCAAUAUGGUCGAGUGGGCCUCACAAACAUUGCCCUCAAUACUUUCAGAGAGAUGAAAGCUAGUAGUUGUAAUCCUAAUGCAAGUACGUACAAGUUCUUGAUAAUAUCUCUUUGUGGUGAAAAGGGUAGGAAUGUUGAUGAAGCAAUCUUAAUCUAUCAAGAGAUGAUUAAAGCAGGGUUUCAACCUGAUAAAGAAUUACUAGAAUCUUACCUUGGUUGUUUGUGUCAAGUUGGUAAACUGUUGGAGGCAAGGAGGUGUGUCGAAUCUCUUCGAAAAGUUGGUUUUACAGUUAGUUUGACCAGAUCGCUGUAUAUAAGGGCCCUUUGUCGUGGAGGAAGGCUGGAAGAGGCUUUAGAGUUAAUUGAUGAAUCUGGUAGCGAGAAGCAUACUCUAGAACAGUACACGUGUGGUAGCCUAGUAAACGGACUACUACGAAGAGGACGAGUUGAAGAGGCAAUGUCAAGGGUGGAAUCGAUGAAGCAGGUUGGCAUCCACCCUACUGUCCAUGUUUAUACAUCACUAAUGGUCCAGUUCUUUAGGCAGAAGCAGGUAUCUAAAGCUUUAGAAACCUUCAAGGAGAUGAAAGAGAUGGGAUGCCAACCAACAACUGUUACAUAUUCUGCAAUUGUACGUGGAUAUAUGGAGAUGGGAAAGAUUACAGAUGCCUGGGAGAUUUUCCGUCAUAUGAAGCAAAAUGGACCAUUCCCUGAUUUCAAGGCUUACUCAAUGUUCAUUGCUUGUCUUUGCAGAGCAGGUAGGUCUGAAGAAGCUCUUCCACUUUUUGAUGACAUGUUGGAUGCUGGGAUACUUCCUAGUACAAUAAAUUUUCGAACGGUUCUCUUUGGGCUGAACAGAGAAGGCAAACACGAUUUGGCCCAAAUUGUACUGCGGAAAAAGUUGGAUCUUAAAUGUCGAAGAAAACUAUCGUCGUAG